ACCUUCCUUUGGAUGAAGUACUCAGAUGAGUUUUAAAUGAUGAUUCGGACGGAGGAAUGUCAGAGGGAAGCGAGGAUGAUAUUUCGGAUGUUUCAGACUCGAGUGAAAGUGACUUGGAACCACAAUCUAAUCAAGAGGAAGAAAUAAUCGACUCUGAUGAAAAUAAUUCGACCGAAUCUGAAGRUGACAAUCGCCCCUCUGGACGUGAUAGAAGCCCAACAAGACCACAACAAAAUUUAGGAAGAGGACAAGGACGCCGUGGACGUGCACGUGGAAAAAGAGCAAAUGUGAUACAGCGACCAGUGAACCCUCUUCCUUUUGCUUGGACCUCUACCUAUUUGUCUCAACCACCUCCUGAUUUUACUGAUCCGCAUCCUGGACCUACAUACAGGUUUCAUGAUGAUAUUGAUGAAAUAUUUUACUUGGAGAGAUUAUUCAGUGAGGCCCUAUGGGAUGUCCUAGUUCUUGAGACUAACAGAUAUUAUGGACAACAAAAAACAGCAAAUCCAAAUAAACACAAAACUAAAUGGAGCCCAGUAACCAUAGGGGAAAUGAAAGCCUUUGUAGGAAUUUUUAUUCUCAUGGGAAUUGUUCGACUUCCACGUUUCUCAAUGUACUGGAGCUCAGAUGAUAACCUACAWCAGCAAGAUGGAUCAGACCAAGUUAGAUUUAUUUAUCCGAAGUUUAAAAAUGGGGAGGCUACUGUUAGAGAUGUGACAAUAAAACCAGAUUAUGGGKAUGUGGAAGAGAUAUACAUCACUUUUCUCGAAGCAUUGCAGAAAGAAGACAUGUUAAGAGAGGCACAGAAAGAAUUAAAGGAAAUGACCCCACCACCAAUGAACACGAUGCUGGUAAAAGAAAGUAAAACUGUGGCUUUGGAAAAAAAGGAAAAAAGAAAGAGUAUGCAACUCGAACGCUACAAAAGAGUAGACAUCGUUUGGGACAUCUAUAAAGACGACUCACUCAAGACAGGAACAAGGGAGAAAAGAGGGAAAGGAACACGUCAACGAAAUGUUGCCCYAGUUGGAGAGCGAGUUAGAGCUGUUGAUAUGGUAUUUUAUGGCAAUAAGGACUUACAUGUUGGAAAKACCYACRGGCUAAGGAGGCAGCCCAAUAAUCCAAAAGACAAUAAUUGUAUAGAAAUAAUAGACAAGUUUAYGAAACCCAAGGCGGUAGUGAACCGUGAUGUCGCUCUUAUGCUAUCUCAACUAUUAGACAACGGAAAGCUGGAAAAUGCCKAAUGCGAGGUGCUUGAUGAGGCAAAAUGGAGCAAAGGGGAUAGACRUGUACCAGCAAGGGCACACAAGAUUAAAGUGACAGUAGCCGUUGCGACAUCUCRCAUUUCUGACAGUGAUGUGAAAGCAUUUAUGGAAAAU
Molecule: messenger RNA, 1376 nt
Organism: Actinia tenebrosa (Australian red waratah sea anemone)
Lineage: Eukaryota; Metazoa; Cnidaria; Anthozoa; Actiniaria; Actiniidae
Source: RefSeq, a predicted model, not a curated record